AGACAACCCAGUCAACAUAUUUUGACGUUAAUCAUAUGACAUCAAUAAAUCUGGGAAACGAUAAAAAUGGGUGAACAAUCCGUACCUCCCAAGGAAAAUAACAACCAAAAUGGAAAAUCGGACGAGGAAAUGCAAGUGGAAUCGGAGAACGAGGAAGAGUUAGAAGACAUCUCCCCCGACGAGUUUGAAAGGUUGGACAGCACGAUGGAUGAGUUGAAUUCGGCUCUUGAUGCCAUAGAGCAGAAAAACGACAACAUCCACGCCCAGUUAUUGCAGUUGUUACAUGCCAAUCGAGAGGUUCGUCAACAACUUGGUACCGAAGCUCAGAACCAAGCCUCUCAGGAGAGUAAAUGAGUAUUAUGCAUUCCGUGCUGUAAAUAGAGAAAGAAAACCCGGUACGAUAGAUGUCCACCCCAAUAUAGAUGCCAUAGUUUUAAAUUAUGAAGUCGAUGUUCAUAUUUUCGAUAAUAAAGAUAAGAGCAUAUAUGGAGAAAAAUCGAGCCUUAAGAAAACAAUAGAAUUGCCUAUGCUAAACAGUAGGACUGAUUGCCAUGCCUUAGCCAAAGAAGUAGUGAACCAAUGUGAUCUGAUACACCAUUCCCGUUUGGCAGAAGUCGAACAGAUUAUUUAUUACUUGAAAAAACGGAAGCUUCAUGGGGGACCCAAAGGAGAAUUAGAUAAGGUCGAAAAAAUCCAAUUUAACCCCAGCGAAGCGAAUUACAACAAUUUAUCCAGCUACAUAGACUUGCUGUAUGAGGGUAUGAACGAAAAAAUUAAAGGGGCCCAUUUGAUUCAGUUUUUGGCCAGGGACCCGGAAAAUUUGGAGGCCCUAUCCAAAUAUGAAACCUUGAUAAGUGCAUUGGGAAGAACCUUGAGAGAGGAUUGGAAAAGGAGUAUUUCCCUGAGUACUCAUUUGGUUUUCACGUUUUUCUGUUUUUCAAUGUACUCCAGGUUUCAUUCGGUCAUUCUCAAAUGUAAGGUCGGUUCGAUCUGCAUGGACAUAAUCGACUUCGAGCUGCGGCGCUACGACCGCUGGAAAGCGGAAGUGGACGGCUCGAAGCUGCCGAACGACGCGCCGAUCGUGCAGCGACCGUGCCCGAGCAGCGCGAGCAUGUCCGAGAUCCCGCGCAGCCGCAUACCGGAGAAGGUGCGCCCGAAGUCGGGCAACUACUCCGACACGAACAUGAAGGCCGUGAUGGAGGGAAGCAUCUACGACGACCUGACCAACUCCACCGACAGCCUGGACGACAAGAAGCUCACGGAGGAGCAGAGGGUCAAGCGGUUCAGGACCUUGGUCAAGAAGCAAGAGCAUCUGUUGAGGGUAGCAUAUUACCUACUUCUAAACAUCGCGGAAGACGAAUCGGUGGAGGAAAAGAUGACGAAACGUAACAUAGUCGGUUUGCUAGUCAAAGCCUUGGAAAGAGACAACGAGGAUCUCCUGAUUCUGGUCGUGACGUUCUUGAAAAAACUCUCAAUCAUGCAGUGCAACAAGGACGCGAUGGCGGCGCUGAACGUCGUCGAAAAGUUGCCGAAAAACCUGGACUCCGCCAACCCCGAUUUGGUGCACUUGACCCUAAAGCUGCUCUUCAACUUGUCGUUCGACCAGAAGAUGCGCAUUAAGAUCGUUAAGGUGGGCUUGUUGCCCAAAAUAACAAGUUUGAUUAGCGACGAUAAACAUCAGGAAGCAGUCUUAAAGCUCCUCUAUCAUCUGAGCUAUGAUGAUGAAAUAAAAUCCUACUUUGCCGACUCGGUAGGCCUGAUAACCGACAUGCUCCUGCUGAACGCCGGCAACGACGGCGACAAGGUGAUGGUCGCGCUGGGCAUCAACCUGUCGAUAAACCCUUCGAACGCGCAGCAGAUGAUAAAAAGGUCGCGGCUGCAGUCGCUGAUGAUGCGCGCGUUCACCUACCAGGACCCGAUGCUGAUGAAGAUGCUGCACAACGUGUCGGAGCACCCGAGCUGCUCGGCCUCGUUCGUCGAGUUCGUCGGCGACGUGGCCAAGGCGACGGUCGACUCGCCCGAGGAGAACUUCGUCAGAGAGUGCAUCGGCAUCCUGAGCAACCUGCACCUGCCCGAUCUCGACUGGGCGGAGAUCUUUCGGCACUUCGAGAUGGUCAAGUGGAUCAAGAACGUCAUCGGGAGCAACAGCACCGAUCCCGAGCUGGUUCUUCAGGUUGUGGUACUGCUGGGCACAGCGGCGUCCGACGAGGGCUGCGCCAAACUUCUAUGUCAAACCGACAUAAUGGCGGCCCUCAUAGAGCUCCUGAAAACGCACCAAGAAGACGACGAAAUCGUUUUGCAGAUCGUUUACGUUUUCUACGUCAGCUUGUCUCACGACGACAACAUCGACUACUUGAUCGAGCAGACCGAGGCCCCGGCGUACCUCAUCGACCUGCUGCAGGACAACAACAAGUCGAUCAGGAAGAUUUGCAACACCUGCCUGAACAUCAUCUCGAAUCACAGCAAGUCCUGGGCGGACAGGAUAAAAAUCGAGAAGUUCAGGCAUCACAACGCGCAGUGGUUGACGAUGGUGGAUUCCCAGCAGCUGGACCCCGAGGAAGAAGAAGAAGAGGACGAGUUGCCGCCCUAUUUGAACACCGAGUACCUGAGUACCGCAGUGGUGCCACCUUUGAACGAUGCCUUAACAAAUGGCCACCUGGACUCUGAAAUAAUUGCCGAUGAAGACUUGAACUACGAUUAUUUCAACAAUAAAGUGGACAGUAUGGAAGAUCUAAUACAAGAUUUUGAAAUUGAGGCCAUGUAAUAAGGAUCCGCAGAUCUCAUUGCACAAAUUUAAUAUAACUAAUAAAUUACACAGGCCACAACUUUUCUAGGUUAAUUUUGGUGAGCUAGCGCACCAAAAUAACCCUAGAAAUUGUUGACCAGUGUUUUAAGGCUUUAUUUAAUUAAAACCAAAGUAUUUUGCAGCAUGUUCUAGUCAAAGAAUACAUACCAUGUAGUGAUUAAAAAAUAAGUUACUCUCUAUAAUAUGCUCUCGUUUGAGUUUUUCUGUAUUAUCAUCGUUAUUUUUUCAUAUUUUAUUUAUAACUUAUUGUUGAUUAAAGCCAGUGAUUUGUUUAUACUUAAUUUUACAAUUUUUUUUGUAUGUAUUUUUUAUUUUGUUUUUAUUUAAUAAAG
Brassicogethes aeneus is the source of this 3138-nucleotide messenger RNA. Lineage: Eukaryota; Metazoa; Arthropoda; Insecta; Coleoptera; Nitidulidae. The record is from the annotation of a GenBank genome assembly.